AUGAGCCAGAAGUCAAAUGCCGAUGGGGAGCCCAAAGUCCUCUUCCUGGAGGAUAAACUGCACGAAGAAUUUGGAGCUGGAUCGGCUCGCGUAAUCUGCCCAAUAACGGACCCAUUUGUCCGCCAUCACGGUGCUUUGGGGUCGUUUGUUCGAUUGUAUCUCAAGGAUCUGACAAAUAUUGACUCCGUGCUGGCAUAUUGCAAAUCGCUUCCCGAAGUUGAAAUUGAAUUAGAGCAUGAUCUGUCCAAAGUGAAAGAUCAUCCUCUCCGAUCACACGGCGGGUUAAGCGAGCAAGCCAUUCCCCUCAUCAUGCACAAGCGCACCAGCAACGCAGCCAAAGCAGUUGCUGCAGCAAAACAAUGGAGGAAUUAUGACAUUUUUGAGCUCGUGCUGAACGGGUCAAGGUGA
Messenger RNA from Talaromyces marneffei, 408 nucleotides. RefSeq lists its product as uncharacterized. The record is from RefSeq and is a predicted model, not a curated record. The transcript has 2 exons. The coding region runs from base 1 to 408 and encodes 135 amino acids. NCBI's taxonomy places the organism in Eukaryota, Fungi, Ascomycota, Eurotiomycetes, Eurotiales, Trichocomaceae.